Chenopodium quinoa (quinoa) is the source of this 2179-nucleotide messenger RNA. RefSeq names its product galactan beta-1,4-galactosyltransferase GALS3-like. The coding region runs from base 559 to 2004 and encodes 481 amino acids. The transcript is spliced from 2 exons. Lineage: Eukaryota; Viridiplantae; Streptophyta; Magnoliopsida; Caryophyllales; Amaranthaceae. The record is from RefSeq and is a predicted model, not a curated record.
UUGGUUUGUUAAAUUAGGAUGAGAGAAUGACACAAUAUUGAGUUAAAGGGAAAAAAAAAAACGUGGUAUUUAUGCGAGCGUAUGUUCAUCCAUUCAUGUUUAAAUGUGGGCGUUACCCGAUAAAAUGAGGGCGUAGUUUAGCUUUCCACCACUUGUGAAUUAAGAUUUUAUUUUAUUUAUUUAUUUUUUUAAUUUUUUCCAAUUGCAAUUGAAACACAAAGUACAAAGAAGCAAUUAUCUUUGCAAUGGCUCAUUCAAAACGCUAAAUUAGCGGUUUAGCUUGCUCAAACAGCUGAAAUGCUCAAACAGCUUUGAAAAUGCUCUCAACAAAACGCAGCAAAAGACAUUUCUCUCGCGUAAUAAAUUACUCUGGUAGUACUGGUAUUAAAAAAGUCUAACGACUUGAAGUUCGUAGAAUUGACGUGGCAACUCCAAAAGUACUAGACAACUAAGCAAGAUGCUUCUUUAACAUUUUCAGACCAACCCCCGCCUCUCUGAGUCUCUUCUUCUAGACGGCAUCUUCACCAUUGUAAAACUGUUCAUUUCCACCACCUUACAAUGGUAAAAGAUCAAAGAAAUCGUAAAUCAUCUGACAAAAACUUCUUGAUAGGAUUCACCUGCAAUUCCGCCGCCGCAUUCAAACUCAUCCUCGCCGCCCUUGUCCUCCUCUUGAUCUGUACUUGCGCCGUUUUCCUCCAAUUCCUCCCCACUUACUUCCCUCCCUUCUCUUGCGCCACCACCACCACAACCACCGGACAACCAUCGCCACCACCACCACCAAAAGUAGAUCAGAUUCUCGAACACGGUGUCGUAAAACGAUGGUUUCAACCAUUUGGGUCCGCCGCGUAUAGCUUUAUCUUAAUGUCCGCCUACCGCGGCGGACCCAAUACUUUUUCCAUUAUUGGACUCUCUUCAAAGCCACUACAAGUCUACUCUCGCCCUACAUACUCUUGUGAGUAUCAAAAUUCGAAUAAUAAUAGCUCAUCUUUUGUCAAAGCUUACAAAAUUCUCCCUGAUUGGGGGUUCGGAAGGGUAUACACAGUCCUCGUCAUCAACUGUACAUUUCCUGCUGGGAUUGCAGAUGAUUCAUCCGUUGGUGGCCGGCUUAUUCUUCAUGCUCCGGCUACUAAUCAAAGGAACGAAUCGCUCAUUGCUAUAGUGGAACCACCAAAAUCAUGGGAUGUAUCUCAUUUUGUUUCCCCGCCGAAAUACGACUACCUCUACUGCGGUUCCCCACUCUACGGCACCCUCAGUCCUCAGAGAAUGCGAGAGUGGAUCGCCUACCACGUGAGAUUGUUCGGGGCGAAGUCUCAUUUCGUAAUCUUCGAUUCCGGAGGUAUCCACCCCGAGGUCUUCGAGGUGUUGAAACCGUGGAUGGACCUCGGGUAUGUUUCCUUGCAGGAUGUCAAGGAGCAAGAGAGAUUUGACGGGUAUUAUCAUAAUCAAUUCCUUCUUGUUAACGAUUGCUUGCAUCGAUAUCGUUUCGAUGCUAAGUGGAUGUUCUUCUUCGAUGUGGAUGAGUACAUUUAUGUUUCUCCGAAGUUGUCACUUAGAUCCGUCACUGAUUCGCUUGAGGAAUUUACUCAGUUCACGAUUGAGCAGGUUCCCAUGUCUAAUAAGCUCUGUCUUACUCAAGAUUCUGGCAAAACAUCCGAAAAAUGGGUGAUGGAGAAGCUUGUAUAUAGAAACGUAAAGAAAGUAGCAAGGAGGGACCGGAAGUACGCGAUACAACCACGAAAUGUAUUUGCCACCGGCGUUCACUUGUCUAAGAACUUCGAGGGUGAGUCCGCUCAUAAAACCGAAAAACUCAUCAAGUAUUUUCACUACCAUGGUACAAUAGCCACUCGCCAGGAUACAUGCCAACAGUUUAUCAACGACACUUCAACAACAAUAGGAGACGACACCCCCUUCAUUCUAGAAACUAACAUGAGAAUGAUCACCCCGAGUGUCAAAAGGUUUGAACUCGAAACCAUUGGAACUAUACUUCAAUCUACAAGGCAAUGACAAAUACACUUCACUAACAAUGGUAUGGUCAUUACAUCAACAGACAAUUGCCAUAAAAAAUGGCUAAUUUUUUUUAAUGUUACAAAAAUUUGUAACAUUGACGAACAAUGUUAGAAGGGAGGAUCAAAUUAAGCUGGCUGAUCAAGUGGAUAAAGGAAUCCUCAACUUUUUUGAA